AUGUAUAAAAAGAUAGAGCCUGAUGAUUUAGUGGUUAAAUUUGAUACAGAACAAAGAAAAUUAAAAGAAGAAUGGUAAGAAUGGAUGCGUAAUACAAGUGUAGAAUUAUUAAAGUUAUCUCGUUUUCUUGUUUUGAAUCCAUGUUCAUCAAUAGCUGAAAUGUAUUAGACAUUGGCAUAUGAAUUAUUUAAUAUUGCAUUCGAUUUAGCAUGGUAUUUCCUAAAUGACAAACAUAAAGAAUUAAUUGUUCAACAUUUAGUAAGAAUUAUUAAGGCAGAAAAUAUACCUCUUUAGAUUUCAUAAACCAUUUUAAAUUUAGCAGAAUUUAUGUAACAUGAUAAGGAAAGAUUAUAAAUUGAUAUUAGUUCUUUAGGAGAAUUAGCUGAAAAAUGA
Molecule: messenger RNA, 393 nt
Organism: Paramecium sonneborni
Lineage: Eukaryota; Ciliophora; Oligohymenophorea; Peniculida; Parameciidae
Source: the annotation of a GenBank genome assembly